AUGUCUAGUCCUUCAGCUAUUUCUACCUUGUUUCUUGUUGCUCUAGUGUUCAUGGGCACAGUAGCACCACCACCACAAGCCGAGGCGGCCCGUGCUUUCUUUGUGUUCGGUGACUCACUCGUCGACAAUGGCAACAACAACUACUUGGCCACCAGCGCACGAGCGGACUCUCCGCCUUAUGGCAUCGACUACCCCACCCGCCGCCCCACCGGCCGCUUCUCAAAUGGCUUUAACAUCCCCGACCUUAUCAGCCAACAGCUUGGUGCUGAGUCCACAUUGCCAUACUUGAGCCCUCAGCUUACUGGACAAAAACUACUUGUUGGUGCAAACUUUGCUUCCGCCGGGAUCGGAAUCCUCAACGACACCGGUUUUCAGUUUGUAAGUCCCUGGCCAACCAAUUAA
Ilex paraguariensis (yerba mate) is the source of this 402-nucleotide messenger RNA. Lineage: Eukaryota; Viridiplantae; Streptophyta; Magnoliopsida; Aquifoliales; Aquifoliaceae. The record is from the annotation of a GenBank genome assembly.